Messenger RNA from Poecile atricapillus (Black-capped chickadee), 1849 nucleotides. It is a transcript of the gene IFITM10, whose product is annotated as interferon induced transmembrane protein 10. Gene Ontology annotation, cellular component: plasma membrane. The coding region runs from base 1 to 1071 and encodes 356 amino acids. The record is from RefSeq and is a predicted model, not a curated record. The transcript is spliced from 3 exons. Lineage: Eukaryota; Metazoa; Chordata; Aves; Passeriformes; Paridae.
AUGGGUGCCCCCCUCCCCGCCCUCCCCUCCUCCUUCAACUCCAGCGCCGAGGAAGCCGAGCCGGAGGCAGUGCUGAGCCGGAUAUGCAGCGACUCCCCGCAUCCCUCCUUACUGGAAGGCGGGUCACGCAGGCCAGCGGGCAGCGGCGGGGGGAGGCCGUGGCCGAGGGGGAGGGAUGCUGCCCGCCCUGCCCGCUCCUCUGCCCCCGCCGCGGGGCCGGGGCCGGCGGCAGCUCCGCGCCGAGGCGGCGGCGUCGUGGUCCCCGGGUGUAGCGGUGCUCCCUCCUCCCUCUCCUGCCUGCCCUACUCUCCUCCCUCUCUCCUCUGCCCACUCCCUCACUCCUCUCCCUGCUCUCUCCUCGGUCUCCCGGUCCCUCUCUGUCUCUCCCGCCUUCCCCCCACGUCUCCCCUUCUCUGCUCCUUGCCCCCUUUGUCUUCUCCCCCUGCCCCCGGCCUUUCCACCCCCUCACCCCCAUUUUUCACGGGGGGGGCUUUUUGCUUUGCCAGGGCAGAGCGCGGUGACGCCGCGGCAGCCACCACGGAGAGGACACAGGACCCCCCCUUGGGCCCGCCAUGCCCCUUUGAGGGGGUGGCCUGGACCCCGAGACCCCCGCAAGGCCCCCCGCAGGGCUGCUUCGCCUGCAUCGCCAAGCCCCCAGCUCUCCGGCAAGCUUCGCCCGUCCUGUCUCCUUCUUCUGCCGUUUAUCUCAUGGAGAGCAAGAGCUGCAAAGGGGACAGCCUGCGGCCAGCGGUCCCGUGCAAGCACUCGGUGGAGAAGAAGACGAUGACCAACCCCACCACUGUCAUUGAAAUCUACCCUGACACCACCGAGGUGAACGACUACUAUCUCUGGUCCAUCUUCAACUUUGUAUACCUCAACUUCUGCUGCCUCGGCUUCAUCGCCUUGGCCUAUUCAUUGAAAGUCCGGGAUAAGAAACUCCUCAAUGACUUAAAUGGAGCAGUUGAAGAUGCCAAGACAGCCCGGCUUUUUAACAUCACCAGCUCAGCCCUUGCCACCUUCUGUAUCAUCCUUAUCUUCAUCUUCCUGCGAUACCCUCUCACUGACUACUGAGUGAGGCCAACAGCAGCUGCCGCCGCCAAAAUGCCUCUAUGCCAGAAGUGUCUGCAGUUUCUUGUAGCAAGAACACACAAAAAAAACCAACCACCACACCUUGAUUGCCAAAAGAAAAAGAAAAAAGGUCAAUUAAAUACAUAAAUAAAAGUUAAAUUAGUUCAUCAGCCCAGCUGAGCAUACCCUUCUUGCCCUGAAAUGGUAUGUGAACAGCUGAAGGAAAAGGUCUCACUCUUACAUAUUCUUACUUCUUACAUGAAGAAAAAUCCUUAAAUUACAUCACUUCUUACAGGAAGAAAAAUAGACCAAAAAGUAUUUGUUUUAUGGCCAACAAGCUGUGUGAAAAGAGCGUGCAAAGCCCAGAGCUACGCACACUUAGAGGCAGACAGCUGAGCUCUAGGGAGCAGUGGGGUCCUGUGGAGCUGGAGACACAUACACUGAUGGAUGGGGAUCAUGGCAGGGCUGGCUCACAACAUAUCAGGUGUGUUCAGACCGCCCCACCACCCCCAGCUUCUGGGGGUUUCUUUUCCUUUUUUCUCUUGAAUUUCAUCCACUGGUUCAAACAACUCCCAACCCCUGGAGAGCUGAAGGUGUUAGGAAGUUCAUGCUAGGGAGCCCCAAAGCCUCCAGAGAAACCCUGAAGUGUUAAAGGGCAGGUUUCUCCCUGGGAUUUCCCAGCAGUGCUGAGAAGGAAGGCAUCUUCUGGAGAACUCACCUAAGCCACCUAAGUGGAGUGCUACUGUAUUUCUCUAAACAGUCAAUAAAAAGAUACCUCUGA